Molecule: messenger RNA, 1488 nt
Organism: Carica papaya (papaya)
Lineage: Eukaryota; Viridiplantae; Streptophyta; Magnoliopsida; Brassicales; Caricaceae
Gene: IMB1
Product: Transcription factor GTE6
Molecular function (GO): protein binding
Source: RefSeq, a predicted model, not a curated record
GGAAGGUUUCGAGUUCUUCGUGUUUCUGAGAGGGAAUAGAGAAGGAUUGAGGGGUGUUUUGUGAGGUAGCGACGAAGGAAAAUUCUUUUCCUCCCAUUUUUCCCGGCUAGCUACAACGAAGCGGAAAAAGGAAUCCACUGUGAUGGAGCAAAUGAUCGUAUCCAACUCUGAAUUGGGACCACCGACUGCAGAUGUUAAUGCUGCUGAAGUGGAAGGUUUGGGUGAAUGCAUUGAUGAAAUUUUCAAGAAAGUUAAUCAGCUCGAGCAAAAAGUGAAUGAGGUUGAACAGUUCUAUUUGUCCAAAGAUAAUACACAGUUGAACUCUUCGAAAGGUAGCUCAAUUGCAAAAGAAAAAGUGAAGGAGAAGCUUGCUUCUAGCACUGACAAGCAGCAGCAAGAUGCACCGUGUAAGGAAGUGGCUGCUUCAAAGAGAAUGCAGGAACUCAUGCGCCAAUUUGCUACAAUAUUUCGCCAGGUCACUCAACACAAGUGGGCAUGGCCUUUCAUGGAACCUGUAGAUGUUGAAGGUCUUAAGUUGCAUGACUAUUAUGAGGUUAUUAAGAAGCCCAUGGACUUGGGUACAGUUAAAAGUAAAAUGGAGGCUAAAGAUGGUACAGGCUACAACAAUGUCCGGGAGAUCUAUUCUGAUGUUAGGUUGGUUUUUAAGAAUGCAAUGACAUACAAUGAUGAAAGAGAUGAUGUCCAUGUAAUGGCCAAAACAUUGUUGGAAAAAUUUGAGGAAAAGUGGCUGCAACUUUUGCCAAAGGUUGCUGAAGAGGAAAAACGGCAAGCCGAGGAGGAAACAGAAGCGAGGAUGAACAUGCAGCUUGCUCAAGAGGUAGCACAUGCCAACAUGGCAAGGGAUUUAAGUAAUGAACUCUAUGAGGUUGAUAUGCAGUUGGAGAGACUUAGAGAAAUGGUGGUUCAGAAAUGCAGGAAAAUGUCUACUGAUGAAAAGAAAAAACUUUGGGCGGCUCUCACCCAAUUAUCAUCGGAAGAUCUUGACAAAGCACUGGAAAUAGUUGCGGAGAGUAACCCAAGUUUUCAAGCAACAGCCCAAGAAGUGGAUCUUGACAUAGAUGCUCAGAGUGAGUUGACAUUGUGGAGAUUGAAGGUUUUUGUGCAAGAGGCACUAAAAGCUGGAAGCAAUAGUUUGGGGGCCACGAAUUGCAACAACAAUGAUAAUAAUAAUAAGAAUAACAAAAGAAGAAGGGAGAUCUGCGAUGCCCUUGUCAAAUCUGCUAUGAAAAGGAAUAAGAAACCUCCCUCUAAUUCCUAAAUUAGGAAAGGUAUUGCACAUGUAUACGACUGUAGUGAACAUAGGCAACUUGGUGGUUCAGUUUUCGGUUGAGAUAUUUAGGACUGUUCUGAACAUCAUUCUCUCUAUUGGGAGAGGAAACCCAUUUUGUUUAGGAGCUAGAAUUGGUAAUUCUACAUGGGUGGAUGAUUACUUCUACUCCUCUGUAUAAGAGUUGUAAGUUCUGAGUA